UCCCGCCAUCUAGUUAUUUGCAUGUAUUGUGUUGAUACUUGAUGCUUCUCGGGUUUUAUUAUUAAUUCAAAAUCCCUCGAAAUAUUCCUUUGCAAGGGGAAGGGUUGUGUGAAGAUAAGGGCCAGGGGCUUCGGUGGGGAUUGAACCCAUGGCCGCAGGGUCUACAAGACGAGAGUCUAUCACGAUAAUCAUUCAGCUGCCUCCACACAAGACAAAAGGCAACAACAUAGUAGAAAGUCUGACGUAUUUUAUUCACCAUGGAAAAUAUGCCAAUAUCCUCAACUGAGCCAGAUGAACUUUCAACUUCUUUGAUGGAAUUUGUUAGCAAUUUCAAUUCUGUUAACGACAGUUAUGAAAAAUUUUAUGAAGAUCUUUUAAAGAAAGAUGCGCAGCUGGAAGAUAAAAUUAAAAAAUUAGGUUUAGAAGGCUUGAAAAAUUAUCCCAAACUCAAAGAAUGCUCUGAGUUUUUACAGGAAUGGCGGGUUGGUGAAGUGAACAAAACCAGUAUUCUGACAGCAUGUACAGCAUACUAUAGGAAGAAUGCAGAAGAUUAUAUGAAGUACUCUGCCUUGAAGCAUGAAGAAAAUCGCUUGGACAAUAAAAUUAACCAAGUCAAAGCUCUGGAAAAUUCAGUCGACAGGUCUAAUACAAUGUUCAAAGUGACAUUGAAAAAGCAGUUAGAAGAAGCCACCAAAAAUUAUUACCCAAGGGAAUCCAUCAUCACCAUGCCGGAACCAAAUUCCUUGGAACCUUUGCCACAUGAAUCGCUGAUUGAACUGAUGGAUGAGCUCAAGAAGAAGAAAGAAAAACUUGCUUUGAUACAAAAACAAAAAAUGAAAUAUAUGGAUUUGCCACCAGAUUUAAAAGCUGCCAAGGAGAAGUUGAGAGAAGCAAAAUUGACUCUGGAAAGUAAAACUGCCUCUUUUGAUGAACUAGUCAACAAAUAUUAUUCAAAAUAGAGAAGAUGUUAUGUAAAUAUUAAUUCUAUUAGAUAUUAACUACUGUGAUAAUUGGGAGAGUAAAUAAAAAUGAUCGAUUUCAAUUUUUCAA
This is a messenger RNA of Cimex lectularius (bed bug), 1050 nucleotides long. RefSeq lists its product as uncharacterized. Lineage: Eukaryota; Metazoa; Arthropoda; Insecta; Hemiptera; Cimicidae. The record is from RefSeq and is a predicted model, not a curated record. Bases 258 to 959 code for a protein of 233 amino acids. The transcript is spliced from 8 exons.